AUGGUUGAUGUGCAGCCGGCAUUGACAAAGAUCGACGAACUCGCAGUACCAACGAUCGAGGACACCGAGAGCGGAAUAGUGUUGGAUCUUAGUUCCAUUCAUGAAGACGAUUCCAAGGAUGAUGCACAUAGCGAGCCAGAACACGAAAAUGGUACGGAAGAAACUGUCGAGAUGGACAACCAGAAAAGUUUAGAUGGUGAUCAGAAUGAGGAUGUUAAAAAUAGUACACCCGAGCCACAAAUGUCGUUUGAAAAUGAACCCGCAGACAAGGUGCCAGAGAACGUAUUGCAACCAACGAUCAGGAAUUUCUAUGUCAGCGAUUCGGAUACCGACGGUUUGGCCAUGUUGGAGAAGCCUGUGUUCCAGCUAUUUGUACAGUGCCUUGUUGCUGUCACUUCUCACGAACGUACUCGUGCAAUAAAUCGAACCAAAAUCAAGUCCUAUCUUCUCAUCGAAAAUCCAGGAAGAAGAGCUCGAGAAAAGGAUCAGAUCAGCGGAAAGGGCAGAAUGGUGGUUCAAGACGAGAACAAGAAUCGAAAGCGGUACCGAUGA
Messenger RNA from Haemonchus placei, 552 nucleotides. NCBI's taxonomy places the organism in Eukaryota, Metazoa, Nematoda, Chromadorea, Rhabditida, Trichostrongylidae. The record is from the annotation of a GenBank genome assembly.